GGGGCGCCGGCGGGGCGCCGGCGGGGCGGCGGCCUGGGAGCGGGUCGUCCCCGCAGAGGCCCCGCGCCGCCCUCGAAGGAAACUGCCUCCUCCGGUCACCUUUCCGUGAUUUCAGACGCAGCGGCUUCUCUCCAGAACCUGUCCUUGGCCAGGGUCUCCUCCAUGGCACUGCCCGCCAUCGCUGUCCUCUGACCCGUCGUCUGCACACACUUCAGAACUGGAAACCCCUAACUCAGCUGAUGAACUGCAGCCCUGGGCGGGAGGCCCUGAGGGAACUGGCCCACAGACCAGCCACCCUCCCCACUAGAGCCUCGGGUUCCAGGUGUGAGAACCUUCGGCUCACUUCACUCAGCUCAUUUCCACCCUGGGCUCCUGGGCCAGCACUGGGUGGCAGAGGUGGGGAAGUGUACCAAAUGUGUGCCCCUCGAGAGGUCACAGCUGUGAGCCUUCAGGUCUCAGGACUCAGCUCCGGAACAGAAACGUUUAUAAGAGGACCAUGCAUGUUUUAAAUUGGUCAGAUUAAGGGAAAUGAGAAUCUGGGCUCUUGGCAAUGCCGUGAGAUGGGGCCUCUCCCCACAUCCCCUGCAAGGGGACAUUAGGGCAAAGUCUUGGGUCCCCAUUAAUGUCCCCUUGGCUCUUGGCAUCUGACCAGGAAAUAGGGAGACCUGGGGGAUCAGGAAAGCCCUCACUCCUGUGUCCUGGGCCGGCCAGUCCUUCCUGUGCACCACCCCUGCCAUGUGACUCACCCCUUCACAAUCCCACACGGUGAACCAGGGUGGGGCACAUGGACCCUGAAGGACAGACAGACGCAGGGCCCCCCUCGUAGCCUCCAGGACACAUACUUCACAGAUGCCCUUGCCUGUGGUUCCGUCAGGGGCAGUGCCGGCACCACACAGGGUGUGAUGCAGGAGUGGCCUGGCCUGGGGCCCACUGCUCUGCGGCCGGUUCCUGAGUGGCCCCCUCAGAGCUGGAGUUGCAGAUUCCAGGCAGAAAGGGUGCCUCCCCAUGUUCUCACGGGCUGUGGUCACCUCAGUGAGCAGACUGAACGUUGGUGCAGGCUCAGAGCAUUUUCAGAGAAUGGCCCAAGAAUGGCUAUGAACUGCCUUCACCAUUUAAAAUAUAAGAAGUUAGAGCUGAUCUGCUCUAGUUUGGGGUCUCGUGUGGACAUGGAACUGUCCAAUCCAAACUCCUCCAGCUUUGCUUCAUCAGUGACCCCCACCACUGACUGGUCCCAGAAGCAGAGCCUUUCAGAGGCCGUCCCUUCGCAACAGGCGACGUGGUCCUGCUGCCCACAAGGCGUGGACUCACCGUGCUCUCUUCCCUGCAGAAUCUCCUAUGACCCUGCCAGGUACCCCAAGUACCUGCCAGAAGCCUACUGCCUGUGCCGGGGCUGCCUGACUGGGCCGUUCGGGGAGGAGGACUUCCGCUUCCGGAGCACCCCAGUGUUCGUGCCUGCUGUUGUCCUCCGGCGAACCCCGGCUUGCGCGGGGGGCCGCUCCGUGUACACCGAGGAGUAUGUCACUGUCCCCGUGGGCUGCACCUGCGUCCCCGAGCAGGAGAAGGAAGCGGACAGCGUCAACUCCAGCAUGGACAAGCCGGGCAGCAAGCUCCUGCUCAGCCCCAGUGACAAGCCGGGCCGGCCCUGAGGCCUCUCCACACCCCCACCCCCGAGGCUUGAGGAGACUCGGCUGUGAGAGUCAAACACUGGGCUGGGGGGCCCUUCCCCCAGCCUGCUCAGGAGGCCGAUCUCCCCCUUGCUCCUGGUUUCCCUUUAGGUAGGAGCGCAGGGUGGGUGACAGCUGACGGUUCAGAAAUGAACAGGUAACAGCAUCGCGUAGGUGGCCCGGGGCCGCCACAGGUGACCCGUGCCCCAGCUCUGCAGGGGCUCCCGGCCCACCCUGCCCUCCCACACCAUCAGGACAGCUGCGAGGGGCCAGAGCCUCACCAGGUCCGGGACAGGCAGGCGCUCUUUGAAAAGUAGAACAUAUACCUCCUUUUUCACUCAGCUAUUUUCAGUAGGGGCAGAAACUAUAUUAGCCAUUUUGAGCAGGUAUAUUAAAAUUUUUUUACUUGGCAUAUAAACAUUUUAUAAACAGUUUUCACUUCCUCUGCCAGGAUUUUUUAGACGCACAACUGGAAUCAGUUGUUAGCUGGCCUGUGGCCUGGGCCCCUGCCGACAGUAACAAAACGGACGGGGCUGAAAAUGACUGACUGGUGCCGGCUUCACAGGGGGCUCGGCUCACCCCAGCAAGGCCCCUCAGUUUCUUCGUGAGUACAUCCAUGACCACAGGUGCUGGUAGUGGGGCCGGGCUGUGGUUAAGAGGUGGUGGAGAAGGCACGCGGUGGAGGGUGAGAGCUGCGCCAGGCCCCAGGAAGAACCCAGCUCUGCUCAGUGUUAAGGACUUCGGGAACUAGCCAAACGUGAGGAGAAAGUGGGCUUAGGGUCUCCAGAAACCCGGGCUGGAGGCCUCUCUCCCUACGUACUGCAGUGUGCGCUAACCCCUUAACUCUUCUUUAGGCGAAGGUCUUUCCCUAAACACAAUCAUUUGUAAAAGUGAGAUGUUCUUAACUCAUUCUGGAAUCAUUAAAACACCUGUAGGUCAAGGACACACUAGCUGUAUGCCUCUCUGGACUCUGCUCUGAUGGGCUCAGCUAAUUUUUAAAGGAAAGAAUACGCUAAUUAAAACCUUUAUCUUUAUGGUUGAAGCUUAAACUAACAAAUUGGUUUGGUUGUAGGACGGUCACCUGGCCGCAUCCGUGGCUAUCUGCUCUGGGCCCAGCCUCGCUAUCCUGCAGGUCACCGAGAGGCCGCCCCCUACUUACCUCGUGACGGAAGGGUCACUGAGGGAACUUUUAACUUGACUAAAUCUUGACAGAAGUUGUACAUGAAAAAUAUCGCUAAGCAAAAUUCGUAUUUUACAAAUAAAAAACUUGCAACUGCA
This is a messenger RNA of Camelus dromedarius (Arabian camel), 2942 nucleotides long. It is a transcript of the gene IL17D, whose product is annotated as interleukin 17D. Gene Ontology annotation, cellular component: extracellular region. The coding region runs from base 903 to 1646 and encodes 247 amino acids. NCBI's taxonomy places the organism in Eukaryota, Metazoa, Chordata, Mammalia, Artiodactyla, Camelidae. The record is from RefSeq and is a predicted model, not a curated record. Gene Ontology annotation, biological process: inflammatory response. The transcript is spliced from 2 exons. Gene Ontology annotation, molecular function: cytokine activity.